Molecule: messenger RNA, 906 nt
Organism: Epithele typhae
Lineage: Eukaryota; Fungi; Basidiomycota; Agaricomycetes; Polyporales; Epitheliaceae
Exons: 8
Coding region: 1-906 (301 amino acids)
Source: RefSeq, a predicted model, not a curated record
AUGUCCAACUUCCCCGUCGCUGCACACGUCGCUGAGCUCGAGCGCGACGCUCCCAAGCUGAGCGGCCUCCUCGCCGACGCCAAGGGUAAGGUCAAGGACGUCGAUACGAUCCUUGCCAACGAAGAGCACGUCGAGAAGUGGACUCAGGCUAGUGAGGCAUACACUCAGCUGAUCACCGCAUCCGAAGACGCCGCAAGCGGUGCCAUCGCGUUGCUCAAAUCCUACCUCGCCAUCGGUGGCGAUAGGGACCCUCCUUCCGCGGAGGAGAAGAUUGCCACGUUGACCAUGUUCUCCGCCAAAGCGGAGUCGAUCUACUCUGAAACGAGCUUCACCGCCGAGACCGACGCGCUCUUCAAGUCGUUCAAGGCCAUCUCCGACGACCUGCAGCGCGUCGUCGACGACACCGACAAAGAGGACACCGAGGAAUGCGAUGAGGCGGACGCCGAAGUCGCCAAGCUCAGCAAAAAGAGCGAGCACGGCAAGGCUGAGGACGACAACAAGAAGCCUGCCGCUGGCUACAAGAGCAAGCCGGUCCCUCGCGUUGACACCGUCAAGAAGCAGCUUGAGGAAGCCCAGGCCCGCCUCAAGCGUGCGCGCGCUGCUCAGGAGAAGCACAAGCCUCUGCUCGGGCUCGUGGGCUCGGUCGAGAAGAGCGUCGAGGAGGUGUGUCGCAUGCUCAAGCGGCACGGCGAGCUCUUUUGCAUCGUGUUCGACGAGCAGAAGGACAAGCUCGUGAAAGAAAUGCAGGACCGCAUCACGGCGCUCCAGGCCGAGAAGGACGGCGGGAACCUUUCGCAGAAGGAGCAACGUGAGCACAACUCCGCCCGCCGUCACGCUGAAGAAGCGCGGCCGUACUGGACGAAGCUCGCAGAGCUGUACGAUGGGUACGCCAAAUGCAGCAAGUAG